This is a messenger RNA of Scophthalmus maximus (turbot), 1828 nucleotides long. It is a transcript of the gene pdcb, whose product is annotated as phosducin b. The record is from RefSeq and is a predicted model, not a curated record. The transcript has 4 exons. The coding region runs from base 154 to 864 and encodes 236 amino acids. Gene Ontology annotation, biological process: regulation of G protein-coupled receptor signaling pathway. Lineage: Eukaryota; Metazoa; Chordata; Actinopteri; Pleuronectiformes; Scophthalmidae.
CAAGCUCAUUGGCUGGAAAAGACGCACGCAUGCACACUAAAACACACGCAGUCCAACAACAGAGAGCUCAGUGUGGACCAGAGCAAGGUUAGCUGCUGACGCAAAGGGACGACUUCACUGUGACCGCAGGAGCUAACCAGAAAAAAAAAGAAGAUGUCUGACAGACUGAUUGACAUGGAGGACAACGUGACCCAAACUGGUCCAAAGGGAGUGAUCAAUGACUGGAGGAGGUUUAAGCUGGAAAGUAUGGACCAGGAGAAUUUGCCAUCUGCGAAGAAGGAACUGCUCAGACAGAUGUCGUCCCCUCACAAGGCAAGAGAAGACACAAGAGCAAACCUUAACCGCAAGAUGAGUGUCCAAGAAUAUGAACUGCUUAAGGAGGAGGAUGAAGGAUGUCUAAAGAAAUACAGACGGAGGUGCAUGCAGGAGAUGCACGACAAGCUCAGCUUUGGGCCCAGGUUUGAAGGUGUGCACGACCUGGACAGCGGAGAGGCCUUCCUAGAGGUCAUCGAAAAGGAGCACCACACCACAAUGGUGGUUGUCCACAUCUACAAGGUCGGGGUCAAAGGUUGCGAGGAGCUCAACACCUGCCUUGACUGCCUGGCCACUGAGUACCCCAGCGUGAAGUUCUGCAGGAUCGAUGCUGUGGCAUCCGGUGCUGCCGAGCGGUUCUCGGAUGAAGUUUUGCCUACACUGCUGGUGUACAAGGCUGGAGAACUACUGGGCAACUUCCUGGCCUGCACACAGCACCUAAACGAGGAGUUCUUUGCCACCGAUGUGGAGGCUUUCCUCAACAGCUAUGGCCUGUUGCCGGAGAAAGAGGUACCUGUCGCGGUGGACGAAGAGGAAAACGACGUUGAGUAAAGAAAGAGUUUGGAUCCUGAGGGAGAAAGGAAGCGGUCUCGGAUAGAGGACAGUUAUUAUUUGGGCCUGUGCAAAUUGAAAAACUAUAACAUCUCCACUAGUUCAGUUGUGUUUGAGGGCUGUUCUCUAAAGGAGACAUUUGACAUCCAGUUGGUGAAGAAGAAGUCUUAUUUUCCCAGAUCUGGGCGCUCUCAAAUAUGAGUGUUGGUAAGGUGAGGAGAUACAGUGUUUAUUUAUAAGAAUACAAUAUUUCCCAAAUCCUCUCAUCACCCCCUAAAAAACGACAACAAAAAAACAUUGAAGUGUAACUAUAAUGGAAACGUUUUAUUUUAUAAUGUUAGGAAACAUUACAUGCUGUAUGUACUUAUUUCUAGCAUUUCAUUGGAUUGAUCUGUAAACGAGUUUUUCACAAAUCCAGGGCUCAUACAAAAGUAACGACAUCCUAAUGUAGAAUAUUUAAACAUUUCAUAUUCUCGAGGGUUUUUUUGGGCAACAUAGAGGCAACAAGAGCCGAAUAGAACAGGGACUCUCAAGACCUCAGAGGCCAAAGCACUCCGGAUGUGGAAAUGUUUUAGUGUAAACAUAACUUUCAGCUGUCUGGUCCAGCAUUACCUACCCCUGCUUCCCAAGCAAAUGCGUUGGGAGGUUGUAUUACGUGGGGGGCGGGGGGGGGGAACAUUCAUGAGCCUCUGGUAUUUUAACAUCAUCGGAGAAGAGUUGAGCAGUUUUGUGUAUUUUAUAUUGUGCAAGUUGGAGAAAGUCAUGGAAAAAAGAAAUCGUGGGCUGUGGGCCUUCUUAGUGUGAUGUGACUCAGCAACAAUUCUUUGACGCAGCGCAACAGUCAAUAUUGUCGUCAGAAGGAUGGUUUCUAUUCGACAUCAUAUGCUGGAAUAUGAUGAAACAUAGCCUAAUAUACAUGUUGUCCACAGUAAAAAAAACGAAUAAAAUUCUACAAAAUAGUAAA